Hippoglossus stenolepis (Pacific halibut) is the source of this 1254-nucleotide messenger RNA. Its product is annotated as protein phosphatase 1 regulatory subunit 15B-like. The record is from RefSeq and is a predicted model, not a curated record. Bases 119 to 814 code for a protein of 231 amino acids. NCBI's taxonomy places the organism in Eukaryota, Metazoa, Chordata, Actinopteri, Pleuronectiformes, Pleuronectidae. Gene Ontology annotation, molecular function: protein phosphatase regulator activity. The transcript is spliced from 2 exons. Gene Ontology annotation, cellular component: protein phosphatase type 1 complex; endoplasmic reticulum. Gene Ontology annotation, biological process: response to endoplasmic reticulum stress.
GUCGCUCUGACAGCGAAGCAGUUGGGCCAGUUCGGACGAUUCGAGCCCUGAUGUGGACAAAGAGGAGAGUGAGAGGCUUUGGGAGUUCUUCAGCAGUCCUGCAGACCCCUACAACCCCAUGUGCUUUACUGCGUGCACAGUCGGCAACACAUCUCUUCAAACCACCUCCACCACAGUCUCUAAAGUACAGGCCUCCCUUCCUGCACCCCCCUCCAGGUCAGACACCGAUGAGGAGAGCAGCCUUCCUCCUUCAUCUGAGGAUGAUGAAGAUGACCAGUUGUGGAAGUUUCUCUGCCAGAAGGAUGAUCCGUUCCACCCUCUUAACUUUCAGGCUUGCCUCCAGAGCUCAACCACAGCACUCCAGUCUGAGGAAGAUCCAGAUGCACUUAAAGUCCACCACACAAAAAAUUCACCCACGAAGAGCAAGAAAUGUAAAAAAGACUCCAAAACACUCAGAAGAUCCAGCAGCAAGCCCUCUCGACCAGACAGGCUGUCAAAGCAUCACCCCCACCAAGACAAAACACUGGUGCCGUGGAAAAGACCUGGACAAACACACCAGUCCUCUCCAGAGGAGAGAAAGGAGAGCAACACCUCCACCAAAAAGGUGCGAUUUUCUCCUCUGGUCCAAGUCCAUGUCGUGCGGACCUGGCUGUUUGCUCGCCAGGCGUCUCGUAAAGGACGCUGGGAGGAAAUGGCACGAGACCGGGACCGCUUCCAGAGGCGGAUCCAGGAAACUGAGCGCGACAUCAGCCACUGCCUCACUCUGCCCCACAGAGAGAAGAUGAGGGCGUACCUGGACGGUGCCUUAAAAUAGAUAAAUAAGUCUUCAGCAUUGAAUGUUUUAUUUCAUUUUUUUGGAUGAGAACUCGUGAUUGGUUGCAAUGCAACAGUGAUUUUGAUUUCGGCCAAUUAGAAAUUUGAUGUUAGGCCAACGUCAAUGUUUGGUGUUGUGUUGAACAACUUUGUACCUCAAAAUGAUUUUUCUACAUUGUGUGACUGUUGCACUGACUGACACGUUCUCAUAUUAACCUCAACAUUAAUGUGUGGACUGUUGUUUUUGUACGCCUUAUAUUCUGACCUAGUAAUGUAACUUAUGUAUUUAUGCCCUAUGGAGCUUGUCUUUGAUUUAUUUUUUUACAGUUUAACUGUUUGUAGGUGUUUUUAUGUGACAUCAAACCACAGUGGUGAGUCUAGAAGGUGAAAGUAGAUGAUGAUGAUAAUAUCAUUAAAAACCGAGCUUUGCGGCACAAAGUC